AUGCCCAUGAUGCCGCAGAGGGGGGCUGUCGACGACGAGAUUGCCGCUAUUCGCCGCGAGUUGGUCAGUCUCAAAGAGCAGAUGGAAACCGGGUCAUUGACCUCAUCUGUUGCUUCACUUGAUAAUGGGGACGGGCAGGCGGUGGACGAGGACGAUGAUGAUGUUGAUGACAAUACGACGGUACUGCAGCGUUCCCUUGAGCAGCUGGUGACGCGGCUGACGCAGGAGCGAGAGAGGCGGCUGCGGCUGGAAAAUGAGGUGCACGCCUUGCGGGUGAGCAGCACACGCAGCACUGCUGAAGCAUCGCAAGCACUGCAGGUGAAGCAGCAGGAACUCAAGCGGCUCACACAGGAGCGGAGGGAGCUUCAGGAGUGGCUGCAACGCGGUGUGAAUGAGUGCCGCCGUGUAGCGGAUGAGGCGUUGCGGUUGAAGGAGGAGCUAAACGAGCGUACUCAGCGCUGCGAUGCUCUAGAGGCGACCAAAGCGGAGCUGCAAAAUAAGGUCGAUGCAGUGCAACAGCAGCUGGCUGACACGCAGUUGCAGUUGGAGCGGGCGCGAGACCGGGACCAGCUGCUGGACGCCCGCCUCAAGGAGAACGCCCUCACCCCACAGGAGUUGGAGGAGAUACGACAGAAACGUCUAAAGGACUACGAGGCACUUACGGCGGAGGUGGAGUCCCGCCGUCAUCGCAUCGACACCCUCAAGGACGCCGAAAUGUGCGUGCAACUUCUCACGGAGCGGUUACAGCUGCUGCAGUUGCACGUAGCGCGGCUGAGCCAGGCGGUGCGUAAGGGCUGCGUCCAAGAGGUGUCGCCUAAUGACUUGUUCCAGCGUGAGAACGUUGCGGAGCCCUCACGACCGCUGGAGGAACUUGUCGUGCGGGUAAAGGGCGUGUUGCAAAGCCUCUCAAGUGCGCUGCAGCAGCUGCAGGUGGAUGUGGCCAAGUUCGUGGCGGAGCAGCGCUGCCUCCACGAGGAACAAGCGGCGACGCACCGCGAGCAGCUCGAGGCCACGCACAUGGAGAAGCAGACGGCGCUGCACAUGUACGAGACAGAGCGCGAGGAGUUGCUGGGCACCAUCGCCCAACUCAGGGCGGAGACGCUGCGACUCCUCACAAGGUGUGCUGCGUAUGAUGCCGAGGAGGCAGACCGCCAGGAGGCCCGCAUCGGCGAGGUGGAGGCAUUGAUGGCGUCGAAUAAGCAGCUGGCCAUCGAGAACGACGAGCUGCGCGAGCAAAACGUGGCUCUGCGGGCGAAGCUGAAGCGGCUGAAGAUAAACUGGAGAAAAGUUCACGACAGCCAGCUGCGCUUUCAGGGGCUGCAGGCGGAGGUGGAGAUGAUCGCGCAGACCAACGAAAAGGUACAGAAGGAGAAUGAGAAUCUAAAGCUCCUCAUUGAGACACGCUUCGGCACGUCGCCUCCACAACAUGAGCAGCAGUCUUUCAACAAGAAGACAACAACUGCAGGCUCGCUAGCGCGCCCCAGCGUUUCGACCAUCCUGGCCGAUGGCAACAGUAGACGGCGUGACACGAGCCGAGGCCAAUCUGUGGUUCGUCGAGACCCGUCACGCCGCAGCAACGAGCGGGAGUUAUUCCGAGAGUGGAAACGAACCGUUAUAAGUGAUUAUCUUGAAUAG
This is a messenger RNA of Trypanosoma grayi, 1635 nucleotides long. RefSeq lists its product as hypothetical. The transcript has a single exon. NCBI's taxonomy places the organism in Eukaryota, Euglenozoa, Kinetoplastea, Trypanosomatida, Trypanosomatidae. The record is from RefSeq and is a predicted model, not a curated record. The coding region runs from base 1 to 1635 and encodes 544 amino acids.